GAGUGCCCGCCUCUUCCGCUUCCGGCGCCAGGACCGCCGCCAUGCUGGGCGAUCUGCUGCUCUGCGGAACGCUGCUGGUGAACGCCGGCGCCGUGCUGAACUUCAGACUGAGGAGGAGAGACACGGAGGGCUUCGGCGAGGGGGCGAGGGAGCCCACGACCGGUGACAAUAUCAGGGAGUUCUUGCUGAGUCUUAGGUAUUUCCGAAUCUUCAUUGCCUUGUGGAAUGUCUUCAUGAUGUUCUGCAUGAUUGUGUUAUUUGGAUCUUGAAAGUCAUCCACAAACACAUCUGGUAACCUGGAAGAGACUUUUGGCUGCAGACAUAACUUUUCUAUCAAGUAAAAGAUUAUAAUGCUUUCCACAUACAGCCCUGGGGUUGUGGCAGGUUCUUUCCAUGGGGCAGCACAGCACACAGCUCCCCCCAAACCCCCGGCUGCAUAACGUGGGGGGAGUGCAUGGCUGCAUGCUGCAGGGCGGGGAGCCUCCCAGCCCCUGAGCCAAAGGCUUCAAAGUAAAAUAAUUUCAACUUCACUGGGAGGAGAAAAAGGAAAAAAAAAAAAAAAGCCAACUUGAAAUUGUGUUGCUCAGCAUUGGGUGCCUGAUGUGCAGCACAUUGCAGCUGACUGAAAGCCACAGUCGUGCAGCUCUGCGCCGUCCUCGCUCCAUCCCUGCUGUCACUGCACUGUGGGUCGCGUGGAAAUCACUUUAUUAUUGUGAAGCUGAGUAAAGUAUUGAUGUAACUUGGAAAAAAGAAGUCAUUUUUCCCUCACGAUUCCAUUUUUCUUUGGAGAAGUAGAUACGGACACCUCAAAAAAGGAUUCUCACUUUUUUUCUCCCAAUAAAUUCAUGUUUAGAUACAAAUUUCAAUAUAAGGUUUUUUUUCCUAAGCAAUACAUAAAGGACUUUGAACAGAAAAAUAUCUGUAAUCCUGAGGAAGUUUUGGAAUCAUUUUGAAUUUGGUUGAAUAAAAAAGUUCUAUUUAAGGGUAAA
This is a messenger RNA of Lagopus leucura (white-tailed ptarmigan), 989 nucleotides long. RefSeq names its product small integral membrane protein 7 (gene SMIM7). The coding region runs from base 42 to 269 and encodes 75 amino acids. The transcript has 5 exons. The record is from RefSeq and is a predicted model, not a curated record. Lineage: Eukaryota; Metazoa; Chordata; Aves; Galliformes; Phasianidae.